Molecule: messenger RNA, 1623 nt
Organism: Rhododendron vialii
Lineage: Eukaryota; Viridiplantae; Streptophyta; Magnoliopsida; Ericales; Ericaceae
Product: inositol oxygenase 1-like
Exons: 11
Coding region: 387-1307 (306 amino acids)
Biological process (GO): inositol catabolic process
Cellular component (GO): cytoplasm
Molecular function (GO): iron ion binding; inositol oxygenase activity
Source: RefSeq, a predicted model, not a curated record
UGCUUCGGUUCAAUGCCAACUUGCAUGGCUGGCUAGCUGUGUCCAGCUCUCUCUCUCUCUCUCUCUCUCUGUAGAACAGUUUGUGUGUUAUAAGGGAUAAUCUACGUAAUCCCCACUAAUUACUAUUUUCAAUUCUGGUGAUGUAUGUAUUAGGUGUCAAAAAAAAAGAUAAUAAUUGUAAAAGAAGGGAUGGAGAAAGUUCAGAUUUUCAGGGAAGGACACAACUCCUCCGAAUUCUCAGGGAAGGACUCUCCGGCCAUUAUAAAUACGGAUCUUCCCCAGAGCCCAAAAAUGUCAACCAACCCUAAUCCAUCACUCCCCACCCACCUUGAUUCUCUCUCCUCUUUCUUUGUGGUUGGGUUUCUGAGGUUGGAUUUCGAUUCAGGAUGACUAUCCCCAUCGCUCAACCCGAGUUUGGAGUUGAAAUUGAGGCUGAGGAGAAGAAGAUCCCAGCCAACGAAAAUGAAUUGACUUUGGAUGGUGGAUUUUUGGUCCCGGAGACCAAUUCAUUUGGCCAAAACUUCAGGGACUAUGAUGCUGAAAGUGUCAGGCAAGAAGGGGUGGAGAACUUUUACAGGGUCAAUCACAUUAACCAAACCUUCGACUUUGUGAAGAGGAUGAGAGAAGAAUAUGGGAAAGUGGACAAGGUGGAGAUGAGCAUUUGGGAGUGUUGUGAGCUUCUCAACGACGUCGUCGACGAGAGUGAUCCUGAUUUGGAUGAACCUCAGAUUGAGCACUUGUUGCAAACGGCUGAAGCUAUUCGGAAAGACUAUCCCAAUGAAGAUUGGCUGCACUUGACUGCCCUUAUCCAUGAUCUCGGCAAGGUUCUUCUUCUUCCUAGCUUCGGCGAGCUUCCUCAAUGGGCUGUUGUGGGUGACACAUUUCCAGUUGGGUGUGCUUUCGACGAAUCGAUUGUCCAUCACAAGUACUUCACCCAAAACGAGGACUAUGACAAUGCAGCUUACAACACCAAAUUCGGAGUUUACUCCGAGGGAUGCGGACUCAACAAUGUCAUGAUGUCAUGGGGGCAUGACGACUAUAUGUAUUUGGUGGCUAAGGAGAAUAAUGCCACUUUACCUUCAGCAGCUCUUUUCAUCAUCAGAUACCAUUCAUUCUACGCUUUGCACAAGUCAGGAGCAUACAAACACUUGAUGAAUGAGGAAGACAAUGAGAACCUAAAGUGGCUCCAAGUGUUUAACAAGUAUGAUCUGUACAGCAAGAGCAAAGUUAGGGUUGAUGUGGAAGAAGUCAAGCCAUACUAUCUUUCUCUCAUUCAAAAGUAUUUUCCCGAGAAGCUGAGGUGGUAAGAAAUCUGGAGUUGUGAAAGUCGAAUGGGUUAAUUUCAUGGUGGAUCGAUUGGGGAAUCGGUGAUGAAGGUGCCAGUGGUAGCUGAAUGAAUUGAUAGUUAUCAAGUGCCCCUCGGAGACUCGGAAGCAUUUCUUUCAUUUUGUUGUUCUCACAUCUACUCUCUCUCUCUCUCUCUCUCUCUCUCUCUCAUUUACUGUUUCUUUCCAUUUGUUGAAUGGUAUGCUUUGUUCCUCCCAAUGUUGGAUAGUAUGAUCCUUUCAUUUGGAAUAAUAUCGUAAUUAUGGUUCUCGUGGAAUAAAAUCUCGUUCAUUUGUA